Molecule: messenger RNA, 636 nt
Organism: Darwinula stevensoni
Lineage: Eukaryota; Metazoa; Arthropoda; Ostracoda; Podocopida; Darwinulidae
Source: the annotation of a GenBank genome assembly
AUGCCCUCUACUCCUGAGCUGAUACCCGCCACUAUUUUGACCGGCUUCUUAGGCACGGGCAAAACCACCUUACUCAAACGCGUGUUGAGCGAAAAGCACGGCUUGAAAAUCGCCGUCAUUGAAAACGAAUUUGGCCCAGAGAACAUCGAUAACGAGAUUUUGGUGGCCGAUACUCAGGAGCAGAUUAUCCAGAUGAGCAAUGGCUGCGUUUGCUGCACCAUACGCGAAGACCUGCGCAGCACCCUGGCCGAUUUGGCCCGCCAGCGCCGCGCGGGGGCUUUGCAGUUUGACCAUGUGGUUAUUGAAACCACGGGCUUGGCCGAUCCGGGCCCCGUUGCACAAACUUUUUUUAUGGACGAUGAGGUUGCCGAGCACUAUAUGCUGGACUCCAUCAUCACCCUGGUCGAUGCCUACCACGGCCAGGCGCAGCUCGAUGAGCGGCAAGAGGUGCGCAAGCAAGUGGGUUUUGCCGAUCGCCUAUUUAUCAGCAAGGCCGAUUUGGUCGAUGCCCCCGCCCUGCGUGCGCUGCAAGAGCGCCUGCACGCCAUCAACCCCCGCGCCAGCCAGGAAGUGGUGGCUUUUGGUUCCGCGCCCAUCGCACAAGUGUUUGAUGUAAAAGGUUUUAAUUUAAACGCC